Cajanus cajan (pigeon pea) is the source of this 921-nucleotide messenger RNA. The record is from RefSeq and is a predicted model, not a curated record. Lineage: Eukaryota; Viridiplantae; Streptophyta; Magnoliopsida; Fabales; Fabaceae.
AUGUCUCAACAAACACCAACCAUUCUUCUCUAUCUCUUCACACUCCUCACUUCAGCCGACACUUCCAAUUACUCUUUCUCCGACUCCGACCCUCCUCCGCCCGCCCAGUGGCUCUACGCGCAGGCCACCCACACCGCCGCCGCCGACGCGCCCACCGCCGCCCUCAGCCAGGCCCUGUUCGAGCGCGGCCAGAUCUGCGGCGGCUGCUUCGAGCUGCGGUGCCGGGAGGAGGAGUCGGACUUCGACCGGCGGUGGUGCGUCCCCGGCACGUCGGUGACCGUGACGGCCACCAAUUUCUGCGCCCCCAACUACGGUUCCGACGCGGAGAGUCUUGGCGGACACUGUAACCCUCCGAAGCAGCACUUCGUGGUGGCCGUUGAGACAUUCGAGAAAAUCGCAAUCUGGAAGGCCGGCACCGGCAACAUGCCGGUGGAGUAUCGCAGGAUAAAGUGUAGAAGGGAAGGGGGGAUCCGGUUUACAAUUAAUGGUUCUGGAAUCUUCAUUUCGCUGCUGAUUAGCAAUGUGGGUGGCAUGGGAGACAUUGUUGGUGUGAAGGUGAAGGGUUCAAGAACUGGUUGGCUUCCCAUGGGUAGGAAUUGGGGUCAGAACUGGCAUGUCAAUGCCUUACUACAGAACCAACCUCUUUCCUUUGAGGUUACUGCUAGUGAUGGCAUAACUCUUACAUCUUACAAUGUUGCUCCCAAGGAUUGGACCUUUGGACAAUCUUUUCAAGGCAAGCAAUUUGAGUCUUAAUUCAGUCACCAAUCAAUUUUGUUUGGAGGGACCAUUCCCCUCCCAAAAAAGUUUUGAUAAUUAGGAUUGUCAAACACAUGUAACUUAUUCUUUCAAUAUGCUAAAAUCUUUUGGGGGUGUUUCCUAGCUUUAAUAAAUUUAAUGGAAAAGUGGCUUCUAUCACCACCU